Molecule: messenger RNA, 1467 nt
Organism: Trametes versicolor FP-101664 SS1
Lineage: Eukaryota; Fungi; Basidiomycota; Agaricomycetes; Polyporales; Polyporaceae
Exons: 4
Coding region: 1-1467 (488 amino acids)
Molecular function (GO): protein binding
Source: RefSeq, a predicted model, not a curated record
AUGGAAUCCCCCGUGGGCGGCACCUCUCUGUCCGAAGUGGUCCGCACAGUCAAUGACUCCCUAGAACCAGCGACGGGACCUGGGGUGGCGAGGAGGCAGGUAGACGCGGCCCUCAUACAGAGCGUACUCUCGGGAAUGACGGCGGACCCGAGGACGGGAAGGGUAUCGACUGCAACGCUCGUCUCCCGUAUUCUACAUGCCACGAUCCGCCCGCCUACCGCGAUACCGACGUCGAAGCCGACGUCGACGCGGCCUCCGCAGCGCGCCCACAAGAAGAUGCCAGUGGAGCUCUGGCUGCUCGUAUUUUCCCACCUAGGGAAGGAAGAUCUCGUCAACCUCGCGUCCACAUGUAAACACAUCGGCGCCAUUGCAGAGGCGACCUUUUACCGGGCCAUGAGCGUCCGCUCCUCCUUGGUCAUCACAGCGACCACAGCUUUAUCCGCGAGGCAUCGCGCGGACGCGGUGAGGUCUCUCACCGUCUCGCUCGACGGUGUGGCGGGAUACGCGAAUUGCGCCGGCGUCGUCUUGCGCCUGGCGGGCGCGCUCUCUCAGCUUCCAAGUUUGAGGGAGCUCGCCGUCACCGGGGCCAAGCUACCUGAAGCUGCAGUGCGCGAUAUUCUCGCGGACUGCCCCUCGAAGCAGUUGGAGAAGUUCCACUGUGACUCGGACGUCCUGGUGCUUGCGUCCUGGUCGUCACUCACCAACCAGCGCAACCUAGAGGACUUCCGCGGGGUCUUCGACCAUGUACACGCGCCUCCACCACACGUCACGCCGGCCGCAUUCCCCAAGCUGCGUGUUCUGGACGCCGGCGCCCACUUCGUCAGCCGUAUCGGGCGGAAGAGCGGAGUGACGCACUUGUCUGUGCGCGUUUCUCGCGCGACGGCACCGAACGUCUUGGCGAGGGUCACAGAGGACCUUGGAGAGCAGCUGGUCGCCCUCCGAGUGGUGCGUAUGUUCCGCACGCCGCCACGAGGAGAUCCGUUCUGGGGCUCCGACUCCCCCGUCGUGCUUUGUAGCGCUCUGAAAGCGCCUGUCCUCAAGUUCUUUGAGUUGCGGGACAAGGCUCCUGUGAACGAGGGGUGGAAUGCUGCCCGAGAGGCCCUCCGCUCGCAACCCGAGUUUGGGCACGCCUUCCGCACCGCCCAGGAGGCGCGCACACCGGCGCUAUGGACCGUGCUUUGGAGGCCGAUGUGGGAAGGGUCGGCACAGUUGGUGAAGACGGUGGUGCGAGACUAUGUUCUGGACGCGAUGGCAUUGCUACCUAGCGUGCGAAACGUGGGCAUGCCUAUCAUCGAGAGCGUCGCGAGGGUGCCGGGCUCCAGGGCUACGGAAGGCUGGUCUGUUUGGGAAUGGCUGGAAGACAUGGAAGGAGGUCCAGCUGCACCGGAUUGGUGGGAAGGCGAUGGAACGGUGAAGCAGUUGGACUUGUACGCCUCGUUGGAGGACACAUGGGCGACUUUCCCAUAG